GGCUGAGGCGGCCGGUGCGCGCCAUGCAGCUCCCUCCCGCGCUCUUCAUUCGGCUGGCUGAGGGACCCGGGGCGGCAGAGCCGCUGCCCGUGGAGCGGGACCCCACAGCCGGGGCCACGCCAUUCUGCUUCGCGGCCCGCCGAGUGCGCUUCCCGCGGGAGCACGAAUUCUUCGAGGAUGGAGACGUGCAGCGACACCUGUACCUUCAGGACCUGCUCACGCAGGUUACCGAAGUGCCAGAGAGUCCGAGCGUGCCUGAGUUUCCCUGCCAAGUAGCGGGCUGCUGCCAACUGUUCACUACACUGCAGGCAUAUGAGCAACACUACCAUGCCCUGCACCGGAAUGUCUGCUCCUUCUGCAAGCGGGUUUUCCCCUCGGGACACCUGCUGGACGUCCACAUCCUAGAGUGGCAUGAUGCACUUUUUCGGGUCCUGUCUGAGAGGCAGCCCAUGUAUCAGUGCUUGGUGGAAGGCUGUGCGGAGAAGUUCAGGAGCAGCCGAGACAGGAAGGAUCACCUGGUGACAAGUCACCUCUACCCUGCAGAUUUCCGCUUUGAUAGACCCCCGAGAAGCCAAGGAUGUGCGAGGUGCGGGCAGAGCCUCCUGAAUAUUCUCUGCAGGGGCCUAGGAGACCCUACCCCCCACAUCAUCAUGCCUGGCUCCUAACACAUGGGAGUCACCGACCAGAGCGCUCUUGUGGCUCCUCUCCUGGGGCAGCCCCAUCUCAGGUAUCACUGCCUAGGGGCCUGUGUGUUUGAUUCAUCCUGGGCACAGAGCUCUUCCUGUGUGUGGGGGCCUGGUAGGUUCACAAACCUGACAGAAACAACUCUUUUGGGGUGCACAUACUAUGGGGUAUCCUUAGGAGAGUGUAUGGGGGUCUGCAGCAGUGCAGGCUGGCUGCAUCUGUGCUGAGUCUCUGAGAGCUCAUUGUGAUGAGUAGAUUCUUCAAAGGCCUCAGUAAAACAAUUUUCUCUCUGCUGUCACUGGG
Molecule: messenger RNA, 987 nt
Organism: Suncus etruscus (white-toothed pygmy shrew)
Lineage: Eukaryota; Metazoa; Chordata; Mammalia; Eulipotyphla; Soricidae
Gene: ZNF511
Product: zinc finger protein 511
Exons: 4
Coding region: 24-665 (213 amino acids)
Source: RefSeq, a predicted model, not a curated record